AUGGCCCCGGCCAGUGGAAUAUGGGCUCCCAUAGCCCUCAGAGUAUUCAAACAAGCCUUGAAGAAGACAUCAGGUAUUAUUCGAGCACGAAUUACUGAUAUAUCACGCCCGCUCCAUCGUGAGCUUCAACCAAUCCUUGUACGAUCAUCCCCGCGUCAACCGAUCCAUCCAGCGGCACGUCUUCGUCAAGCUAAAGGACGAUGGUACACCACUCACAGCAUUAACACCGCUCGUCGAUUUGCGAGCACUGCCGGGCAACAUAGUGCCAAAUAUAUCCGUGCAUCAUUUCCUUCAUCUGCUACUGCUAGGGCUGUUGGUGGAUUGACGACUCGAGCACCAUUUGCAUCUACAUUACGUCCGAACCUCACAGGCGGAGCUCUGCCUCGUGCUGCUGGUGGUUAUGGUUUAGGUGGAGGCCGUACAGGGGCUCGAUACUUCUCCCACACUCCUGCUGCCCCUGCGCAGAUAGUAAGCAAUGUCUCCGUAGCAGUCCGGGCUUUUUUCCUCUCGGGUCAGAAAGCCCAAUUUGAUGGGACGACAGCUCAAGGAGAGAAGCGAUACCGUGCGGCCACAGCCCUACAGGAGGAGACCGGCCGGAAAAUGAGAGCAAUGAGCUCAAAGAAUAUCCCUGGGUCAUUCAUCGAUUUCCAUAUCAGCCCAACCAUCACCGCUCUUACACCCCUUAGCGGCGCAAUUCCCUCGGGUAACGUGGAAAUGUCCGCACCACACUUGAACACCGAAGGCUUCCUAGACGUCCUGUCCGUCGAUUUCGCUCGCUCUUUGCAAGAUUUUGCGGCUACGAUGAACGAUCUCAAGCGUCUUGCACCCCUUGGGGAUCUCCCCAUCACUCUGGAACAGAAGUCUAUCAUCAGGGUCCGAUUCCCCGGCUGUGGCGCCGAAACCGUAGAAGCCCUCUGCGAUGAAUUCGGCGUACAACGAGGGAUCAUCGGCCAGGAUGAAGAUUUCGACAAGAGCGUCGGAGGCCAAAUCGCUUUGAUGUUCCCCUUCGCGCCCACUUCCGAACAUACCUUAUCUUCACCUGGUGGCUCACUACGAUCACAGACAGGGCAUGAUUUUGAACAGGUCGAUAAAGAUAUUCUAGACAACCCCUGGCUCGAGAGCUACGAGAGCAUGGAAGAAGACUCGAGCGACCAUGAAUCGGCCUAUUUCAGCAAGCCAAGUAAGAUCCAAAAUUCGUCCAGUUAUGAGGGCGUGGAAGGUAUCUACCGAUUCCUUGAACAGUGUGAUCACCCGCCGAGGUUUCAAUAA
Molecule: messenger RNA, 1269 nt
Organism: Venustampulla echinocandica
Lineage: Eukaryota; Fungi; Ascomycota; Leotiomycetes; Helotiales; Pleuroascaceae
Exons: 2
Coding region: 1-1269 (422 amino acids)
Biological process (GO): proteasome assembly
Molecular function (GO): proteasome binding
Source: RefSeq, a predicted model, not a curated record